AUGGCGAAUCAGACAACACCCUCCCUCAAUCUGCAGCCUUCGUCGUCCGUCGUUGACACGAGUGGCACAGUCACGCCGGUUUCCCAGACCUCCAUUCCAUUGCCGCCUUCUGUUGCCCCUUCGAUACCCGACGCUGCUUCGCACAAGUCGAAAGAUACCCAGAGUCUGUCUAACACGAUAGCUGCUGUUCCCACUUCUCUCAGUAAAGGUGUUCAACCAAGACCGGACGACCCGUCACUCGCAUUCAACAAGUUCAUCCUCUACGAGAACCGCUUACGUUUCUUCAUAGUCGCGUCAAACACUUCCGACUCUCGUCACCGCAUGAUCAAGAUAGACAGGACGUUACAGGAUGAGCUUUUCGUCCUCGAGGAUGAGACCAUCUAUAGUGGUAAGCAGAUGAGUGCGAUGCUCAAGAUGCUUGAAGACGGGAACAAGAGUUGUGGUGGCUUGGGUAAGGCGCGGGUGUUUUUCGGUGUUGCAGGCUUCAUCAAGUUCACCGCGGGUUGGUACAUGAUCGUCAUCUCGAAGCGAUCCGUGGUCGCCCUAAUCGGUGGUCAUUAUGUCUACCACUGCGAGAACACCGACAUCAUCCCAGUCACAUUCCCUCACAAGGUAGACAAGGCCGCCGAGGAGCAACGCUUGAUGAACGUCUUCAAGCAAGUGGACAUGUCUAAGAACUUCUAUUUCAGUUAUACCUAUGACCUCACCUCGACCCUACAACACAAUUUGACUCGCGAGGGACUCAGCCCUUCUCGUCGGUGGCUGAUCAAUGAUCGAUAUGCUUGGAACCACCACCUUCUCACGUCUGCAUUCGAGAACGGUAGCUCUCCAUCUUCUAAGGCACACUGGCUUGUCCCCCUGAUUCACGGUCAUGUCGAUCAAGCGAAACUGACGGUGCUUGGUCGCGUUGUCUUCAUCACCCUGAUUGCGCGGAGAUCCCGACAUCAUGCGGGGGCGCGGUAUCUCAAACGUGGCGUGAACGACGAGGGCAACGUCGCGAACGAGGUCGAGACCGAGCAAAUCGUCUCCGAGACGCUCACUACGCCGUUUUACUACCCUGCUCCGAAGGCCUCGCCGGACGGAAGGCAAGGACGGCGACCUAGUCCAAAUUUUACUAGCUAUGUGCAGUUUCGAGGCAGCAUACCAAUUUUCUGGACUCAAGAAGUUACUGGCGUUGCACCCAAGCCUCCCAUCGAGAUCCCUGUCAUGGAUCCAUUCUACACUUCAGCCGCCCGGCACUUCGAUGACCUAUUCAAGCGAUACGGCACCCCGGUUAUGAUUUUGAACCUGAUCAAGAAGAAGGAGCCUCAGCCCCGCGAGUCGAAGCUGCUGGAAGAGUACACUCAAUGCGUGCGGUACCUCAACCAAUUCCUGCCGCAGGAGAAGAGGAUGGUGUACCGUCCCUGGGAUAUGGCACGCGCGUACAAAGAGAAGAAGCAGGAUGUCAUCGGCAUUCUGGAAGAUAUCGCGGAGGAGUCCAUCCAGAUGACGGGAUUCUUCCAUACUGGAGCGGAGCCUUUUUCGCAUUAUCUCCAGAAUGAGUAUGAUGGCGAAGAGUACACUUGGCGCACGACGAUGUCUGUGCAGAACGGGAUUUGUCGAACGAACUGCGUGGACUGUCUCGAUCGAACAAAUGCGGCUCAGUUCGUGUUCGGUAAGCGUGCGCUGGGACACCAGCUGUAUGCCCUUGGUGUUGUAGACACACCCAAUCUUGCUUUCGACUCUGAUGCGGUGAACAUGCUCACCGAGAUGUAUCAUGACCACGGAGACAGUCUUGCACUCCAAUAUACAGGAAGUGCGCUUGUCAAUCGGGUCGAGACGUACCGUCGUAUGCCCCAUUGGAACAGUCACUCCCGCGACAUCAUUGAGAACCUCCGUAGAUUCUACGCGAACUCGCUCCUCGACAACGACAAACAAGCAGCCAUCAACCUCUUCCUGGGGGUUCCCGCCGAAAAGACGAGCACGCGUGGACCUCCCCAGCGCGGCAACUAUCAGAAGUGGUUCAUAGACGAACACUUGGAAGCGGCGUAUCCGCUCGAGGCGUGCCAGCUGGCGGUCGCACAGUUCGUCAAUAGCCGCGCGGAUUACUGGAUCGAGUACUACCGGCCGCUGCUGUUCACAUCGCUGGGGAAGCAUUUUGCGUUCUCGAUGAACAGUACUCUCAAGCUGCCCGGAAAGACGGCGAGGGACAUUAAUAUGAGCCCUUUCUUACCCCACCAUGCGCCUAGUCAUCAGCAUCCAAAGUUGAUGGAUGGCGUGCGACGAUGGAUGGGCCAGAACUCUUCCGGAGGAUCACGCAUAUCUCGCAUUGACCGCUCUCAAGACCCGAAGUCGAGAUUGAAGAAGCCGAAUGUCACGCCGGAAGAUGUACCCGAGACACUUCCGGAGAUUGUCCUGCGGCUGCUGGACCCUAUUGUUAAGGAGGAGGAAGAGUAUCAGGAGUACAUCUUGCCCGCUCUCUUCGCCCUUGCCAUCUAG
Molecule: messenger RNA, 2478 nt
Organism: Dichomitus squalens LYAD-421 SS1
Lineage: Eukaryota; Fungi; Basidiomycota; Agaricomycetes; Polyporales; Polyporaceae
Exons: 12
Coding region: 1-2478 (825 amino acids)
Biological process (GO): phosphatidylinositol dephosphorylation
Cellular component (GO): intracellular membrane-bounded organelle
Molecular function (GO): phosphatidylinositol-3,5-bisphosphate 5-phosphatase activity
Source: RefSeq, a predicted model, not a curated record